Acanthaster planci (crown-of-thorns starfish) is the source of this 1768-nucleotide messenger RNA. RefSeq names its product poly(U)-specific endoribonuclease-B-like. The record is from RefSeq and is a predicted model, not a curated record. Gene Ontology annotation, molecular function: RNA endonuclease activity. NCBI's taxonomy places the organism in Eukaryota, Metazoa, Echinodermata, Asteroidea, Valvatida, Acanthasteridae.
CAUACGUGUAAUGCGCAUCGUGUGCUAAGCUAGUUCAAUUGUCAACUUGUACUCAGGGGCGUGGUAUUGAGUUUCACAGUAAAUUUACAAGCAUCUGUGAUUCGCAGAGCUUCCUUGGAAUUCUUCAGCAUCACAGAGGACACAUCAAGAUGGCAGGGAAAGGACAGGCCCCUUUCAGAACAGACUGCGAAGUGACUGCCAUCUGCCAGAAAUUAUGGGACAGCGACGUGAACUGCCUGAUGCCCGGGGAGCACUAUGAGCUGGAUCCCCAGGGCUACACCUUCUACAGCAACCAGGGCAAGAAGGACCAAGCCAAGAGACCCCUCUUCAAGUGGGUGGACAAGGAUGCCCUGGAAAGGCCCACGUACAAGAGCUUCAUAGCCCUUCUUGACAACUAUGAGACAGCCACAGGAGUAUCUGAGGUAGUGACACCAGAAGAGAUAAGAGAAAAUAAAGUGUUCUUGAAUGAGAUCAUGAAAACAAAAGUGAUGAAGGAGGCUCACCACUAUCUAGUCCAAAAGUUCCCUUCCAAGAUUCCCAAGGACGACCUGGACUUCAAGAAACUGUUGUAUAAAGUCUGGUUUAACCUGUACCCAAGAACCAAAGGGAUGAGGGGCAAACCUGGCGAUUCAUCUGGGUUUGAACACGUAUUUGUCGGUGAGAGCAAGGACGGUGAGGUGACUGGCUUUCACAACUGGAUCCAGUUCUACCUUCAGGAGAAGGCCGGCAAUGUGGACUACAAGGGCUGGGUACCCCCAAGGGGAAAGAGAGUGAAAAGAGGAGAGUCCCAAGAGAACAAACGCCUGAUGAGUUUGCAGUUCACAUGGAAGGGUAACAUCAAACCUGUCGGCAGCUCCUUCAUUGGCACUAGCCCUGAGUUUGAGAUGGCCCUCUACACAGUACUGUACUUUCUAGGCAAGAGAAGCUGCAUGAUUGAGCUGGAUGAAUACGACUUGGAAAUCACCGUCCACACCUUUGACAGGCAGCCCAUGGACAUCCUGAGCAGUUCGUAUCCGACAAUAAUCAACACUGAUUAAAUGUUAGCAUUGGUCAGUUCUAGCAGCUAGUUUUGGCCCUACUUCAUACAGGGUUGCGUCCUUGCGAGAUGCUGGAGGGCCACAAAAUGGGGGAGAUUCAUUAGGCCUGUACGCAGUUGCUGACUGGUCCAAAUUAACAGAGGCGGGCUUGUGGGUAAAAAGGUGAACACUCCCCCUCCUCGUCACCAUGCAAGAUGCCGGGAUUGCUCUAAAAUUUCUUUAGUUUGUCGUCUUCCAUCAGUCUCACUCCCAGGGUGCUCACAAUCUUCAAAGUGCUGUAACCUUUGAAGUAUUACAUACCCGUACAUGUAGUUGCCAACCUCUACCCUUUCAAGCCGUUAAAAAAAAGACCUUUCCAGGAUAAUUGCUGGGGCAUACCAUAUUGUUACUCGUUCCUGCCUUUUUCACAGUCCCUUUUCUUGUCGGUUGGAGCUGUGCGCUUUUCUUCUCUCACUUUAACUCACCAAAAAUGUCCAUUGAACUAUCAUUUUUGGCUGUUCCUCAGCUUAUGUGAAGGCUAAGAUUACUUAACCACAUCGCACCGGGGGCAUUUCUGAAUGUUGAUUCUGCUGGGACAGGAUAUUUUUCUUUUUAUUCUGUUUUCAAAAUUCUUUAAAAAUUCAUGUCUUCAUUAACUGGAUACUUGCACCCACAUGAAGGCCUGUCUGGUUUCUACUCUAAUUUGACAGACAACAUCUAUUGGCGCUGGAGUAUUUCAGCCAGGCGGUGUU